UCGUGGCAGCACCUAUACGAAUGCGAAACGAGACGAAAACACAACACACGUGUUUUUGUGCGGACGCUCCGAAAAAUUUCAAAAUUAUUUUCCAGCAGGUUUUCCUCUGCUAAUCUGAAAGCAUUUUCUUCCAAUCAUCUCGGAAUAACGAAGAUCUUCUGCACAAUGCCUGAAAAUUUGGGCACCCCUUUCGUGCUCUGCACCACGCAGAGCGACAGCCGAUUGCUGGGAGUGGAACCCGUCGAUGAGGACUGCAUUUUGGCCACGUUCGACAAAGUUGUCACAAAGUAUAAGGUUGUUGACCAGAAAGCCGUGGCCAGUUGGUCUUUGAAAGAAGGCUUCAGCUGCCCAGCCAUCUACGACUCGACUAAUUCAGUCUAUGUGGCAGUGACCAAAAGCAAUCAAAUCCUCUCUUGGGACGAUGACACUGAAAAUCUGCAGAAAUUAAAAAAGAACACGGUUCUUUCGCCUAUCUUAAAAUUGAGUGCUUUCGAUGGAGUAGCAAACGUUGUUUUCCAAAAAGGGGCAGUUGUUCCAGUCAAUGAAUCUAUUUCUAGAAAGAAGGAAAAAAUGCCAGAAAUUUUGCCAGCAAAGGCAUCAAAAGUUCUUUUUGCAAAAGACAAGCUUGACCAUUUAGCAAUAUUUUUCUCCAUGGACUCUUCUCUGUGUUGGAUCCUAAGCAGUGGUGAAGUGAAGAGCACUAUUGAAAUUGUUAGAAACGGUUUUCAGCUUUGGGAUGUUUCCUUCGAAGGCACUUCUCUCAUCACAUUUUGGAGUGAUAUGCAGAUCUUUUUAUAUGAUUUAAACGGAGAGAAGGAAUUCCCAGGAAAGAGCCUUGGAUCUGUUUUGAGUUUGCAGGAAUUUUCAAAGGUGGCGAUUGCUUCUGUUGGAGAAAAUAACAUUCUCUUCUACGGAACAAAACCGGCGGAUUCGAGUGGGCUUAUUGGAAUCUACAACACAGCAUUCAAGGUGGUUCAGGAAGAAACGGCCAUAAAAAGUGCUGAGAAAGUUCCAAAAGUGUUUGGGCCGUACUUGUCCUACAUUUUUGUCCCUUGCGAGAGUCAAGUUAUGUGCGCCUCAUUUGGGUUGGUCAACACAGACCUUUCUCAGUUUCUUGGCAUGUCAAGCCCCUUAGAGAGUUCUAAAGUUGAGAUGCUUGAAUGGGACGACUCUCCUGAGGAAGAAUUUAACAUUUCUGUUCCUGAAAAUUUGGCGGAAGGUUUCAGUAAACUUUUAUGCCAAGGACUUCCAGAAUACAAGAUCAGCGAAACAAUGAUGCGGCCCUUGAUGGAGAAAAAGCAUAUUGCUUCAAUCACCCGCCUGCUGCAGACCAUGUGCAAAAUUUCAGAAAAAACUCUGGUCAAGUUGGUCUCACUCUGUCUGCGAGGCGAAGAACAAGAUUUUUCCGACGGCCAUUCCGACGUUGAAGAAUGUUCUGCGUCGUUGCCACCAGAGUCGCCUUUGACGGGUGGAAGGAAGAGACUGUUGCACCUCACACUCUCAAAGCCAUUCACCUCGAGUAAACUGCUGCCAGAAAUAAGAAGGCACAUUUCCGCCCAAGAUGCAGUUCUCUUUAUUCAACACAUUGCUGCCCAACUUUGGGACGGUGACGAUCAAAACGUUGAAAACGAGGCUCUUUUGAACCAAAUGGUCGCGUGGAUUUCUGUAAUUUUGGAUGCUCAUUACCAAUACUUCCUCUUGACCUGUGAUCAGCAAGUCACAACCGUAUUGAAUGCCCUUUUAGCAGUCAUCGAUUUGCAAAUUGUGCAUACAAAAGAAAUGGGAAAACUGAAGCCUUUAAUUGAGCAAGUGGUCAAGAAAUAUGAGGAUGAAACCAAAACAUUUACAUCUCAGCUUGCCAUUUUUCCAUUGACGGAUCCUACCUGGAAUGAUGAAGAGAAUAAAUAAAUUUUUUUAUUAAUUUUACAACCACUGUAAUAAUUUAUUUUUCUUGAUCUAAUCAUGAUCAAAUUAAUUUGAGCUACUUGAAAAUUAAAAUACAGCAAAAAAUGAUAUAGUUAUAAUGUACAACCCUUCCAAUUUUGACAAAAGCAAGAAUUAA
Messenger RNA from Neocloeon triangulifer, 2062 nucleotides. RefSeq lists its product as uncharacterized. The transcript is spliced from 11 exons. Gene Ontology annotation, molecular function: RNA binding. The coding region runs from base 166 to 1908 and encodes 580 amino acids. Gene Ontology annotation, cellular component: nucleolus. Gene Ontology annotation, biological process: maturation of SSU-rRNA. Lineage: Eukaryota; Metazoa; Arthropoda; Insecta; Ephemeroptera; Baetidae. The record is from RefSeq and is a predicted model, not a curated record.